Molecule: messenger RNA, 1886 nt
Organism: Miniopterus natalensis
Lineage: Eukaryota; Metazoa; Chordata; Mammalia; Chiroptera; Miniopteridae
Gene: OLFM1
Product: olfactomedin 1
Biological process (GO): signal transduction
Source: RefSeq, a predicted model, not a curated record
UUCCUCAUCCUGAUGGGCACCGAACUCACUCAAGUGUUGCCCACCAACCCUGAGGAGAGCUGGCAGGUGUACAGCUCCGCCCAGGACAGCGAGGGCAGGUGUAUCUGCACAGUGGUCGCCCCCCAGCAGACCAUGUGUUCGCGGGAUGCCCGCACGAAACAGCUGAGGCAGCUACUGGAGAAGGUGCAAAACAUGUCCCAAUCCAUAGAGGUCCUGGACCGGCGGACUCAGAGGGACUUGCAAUAUGUGGAGAAGAUGGAGAACCAGAUGAAAGGACUGGAGUCCAAGUUCAAACAGGUGGAGGAGAGUCAUAAGCAACAUCUGGCCAGGCAGUUCAAGGCAAUAAAAGCGAAAAUGGAUGAACUUAGGCCUUUGAUACCUGUGUUGGAAGAGUACAAGGCCGAUGCCAAAUUGGUUUUGCAGUUUAAAGAGGAGGUCCAGAAUCUGACGUCAGUGCUUAACGAGCUGCAAGAGGAAAUUGGCGCCUAUGACUACGAUGAACUGCAGAGCAGAGUGUCCAAUCUUGAAGAGAGGCUUCGUGCGUGCAUGCAAAAGCUAGCGUGCGGCAAGCUGACCGGCAUAAGUGACCCUGUGACCAUCAAGACCUCUGGCUCGAGGUUCGGGUCCUGGAUGACGGACCCUCUAGCCCCAGAAGGUGAUAACAGGGUCUGGUACAUGGACGGCUACCACAACAACCGCUUCGUGCGGGAGUACAAAUCCAUGGUCGACUUCAUGACCACGGACAAUUUCACGUCCCACCGCCUGCCACACCCCUGGUCCGGCACGGGGCAGGUGGUCUACAACGGCUCCAUCUACUUCAACAAGUUCCAGAGCCACAUUGUCAUACGCUUCGACCUGAAGACGGAGAGCAUCCUCAAGCAGCGCAGCCUGGACUACGCCGGCUAUAACAACAUGUACCACUACGCCUGGGGCGGCCACUCGGACAUCGACCUCAUGGUGGACGAGAGCGGGCUGUGGGCCGUCUACGCCACCAACCAGAACGCCGGCAACAUCGUCAUCAGCAAGCUGGACCCCGUGUCCCUGCAGGUGCUGCAGACCUGGAACACCAGCUACCCCAAGCGCAGCGCCGGCGAGGCCUUCAUCAUCUGCGGGACCCUCUAUGUCACCAAUGGCUACUCGGGGGGCACCAAGGUCCACUACGCCUACCAGACCAAUGCCUCCACCUACGAGUACAUCGACAUCCCGUUCCAGAACAAGUACUCCCACAUCUCCAUGCUGGACUACAACCCCAAGGACCGCGCCCUGUAUGCCUGGAACAACGGCCACCAGAUCCUCUACAACGUCACCCUCUUCCACGUCAUCCGGUCCGACGAGUUGUAGUUGCCUCCGCCUGGACGCCGGGGUCCAGGUCCUCGCCCGCGUGGAAACCCUGUGACACGGCGGCCCGGACGGUGCUGACGAAACCCAUCGCACCGGCUCGGGAAACGGCCGCGGCGGGGAGUCCCGCGGCGCGCCGUGCCACGGCCUCCGCGUUUCUCCCGCUCAGGCCGGAGGGCGACGGAUUGGGGAAGGAACCCCCCCCCCCAACUUUGCAGCUGGAACUGCAGCCCAGGGCUCCCCUCGCCGCCCCGGCCCCCCUUUUUUGGUCAAAUCAAAUGACAUACUAAAGAAGUCAGGCGAUGUCUGUUGGCCGGUUCUCGCCCGAGGACAGCCCGCCGUUAGGAUCGCAUGGACCUUUCCUUAGACCGCGGUCGGCGCCGAUGGACGGGCUCGCCGUGUGUCUCCCGGAGCCCCCGGCCCUGGUCGCCCCCGGCGCCCGGAGGGGUCCACGCAGGCUCAUCUAGCUCGUACCCCAUCGCGGCGGCUGCUCCCCGACCGUGUGUUGUGUCUUAGAUUAACGUGCCGAGACCCCAGUAGCCCGUGCC